CCUGUAACUUGAUGCAGACACAAUGGCAUUGAUUGGUCCUCUUCUGAUCAUCACUACCCGCCAUCUCCGCUCCUGUUACUGUCUCCCCACACUGUUCGAUCUAGUGUCCCCUAAUGAAGAGGUCCAAAGUGGUCUUCCUCUCUUCAAAGUGAUGCCUCGUUCUUUCUUAGUGAAGCGCGGAGGGCUGCACCACCUUCGUCAAAUAGCAAGAAGCCCUAGCCCUGGAUCGACCCCUAUGACAUUCAGCCAGAUAGGAACAAAAUCUGAGUCCUGGUAUACAUCACUGUGGGACUCCACAGCUGAAAAAACAGAUAAAAACAGCAAAGAGCCCAUUGCAUUCUUUCAGCAGGAUCUUCAAGCUGCACCAGAAGGUAAACACCAGAGUGGAGACUACACACCUGGUGAGCCCUGCAGUCCGGUCAACUCAAGUACCUUGAGCACAGCAGAGCAAGAAGAUUUUCACCCUCCCAGACCAGCCGUAUGCUCCAGGAAUGGGAACUCAAUAUAUCCAGAUAAACCUUCUUUGGGACUAGGAGACUGGGGUCAGCAGCCAACAAUCCUGAGGGAUGCCAGGAGGCAAGAGUGUCCACUUUGCAGCAAAAUAUUUUCAUGUCUGUCAAGUCUAAAGUCUCAUAUAUGCAGGAGUCAUAGAAGCAGAUCACCUCCGUCACCAGCACACAUCAAGUCCAGCAGGACAGACAGUAAGAGCUCAUCCUACAGAAGCAACAAGGAGAGGACGUUUGGCUGUGCAGAGUGUGGAAAAGUGUUCAAGCGCUCCUCCACCCUCUCCACCCACCUGCUCAUACACUCAGACACCCGGCCGUACCCCUGCCAGUUCUGCGGGAAGAGCUUCCACCAGAAGUCUGACAUGAAGAAACACACCUUCAUACACACUGGGGAGAAGCCCCACGUGUGUCAGAUAUGUGGGAAGGCCUUCAGCCAGAGCUCCAACCUCAUCACUCACAGUCGCAAACACAGGGAUGAGCGGCCCUACCGCUGUCCUCACUGCCUCUAUGGCUUUCAGCUCAAAGUGGAACUGCGGCAGCACCAGGAGCACCACUGCAGCUACCGCUCACUCUGACACAGCCAAGUCGACAUCUGCCUUUGCCGAUAACCAGCUGAAACAUGAACUGCACAGGAGGCUCUGACUGUGUUAUCAGUGAAAAGUGAUAAUCAUGAACCCAUGAGUAAAGUAGCUUGUACUAAGGACUGAACUGCCUUUCUUGACCAUCCUCACACAGCAGACGUUUUCCCAUGACAUCAUCUUUGGAGGUGGGUAUACAAUAUUCCAAGUUGUAAGAUUUAUAAAUCAAGGACAUACUGUCUCAAUAUACAUUUUUAUAACUUCUUUACUUAUAAAAAAUGUAAUACAGGUGAAGACAAAUAAGAAUGUUGUGAAGAAGUUAAAUAAUUUUCAUCAGCUAAUGCAGAAAGUUAUUUGUUUUAAAGGAGCCCAAACCAAGUAUUGAGUGCACAACAGUACUCUAUCAUCUUGAAAAGUAUUAAAAGUAAUUAAAUCAG
Notolabrus celidotus (New Zealand spotty) is the source of this 1521-nucleotide messenger RNA. Its product is annotated as zinc finger protein Gfi-1b-like. Lineage: Eukaryota; Metazoa; Chordata; Actinopteri; Labriformes; Labridae. Bases 23 to 1081 code for a protein of 352 amino acids. The transcript is spliced from 6 exons. Gene Ontology annotation, molecular function: DNA-binding transcription factor activity, RNA polymerase II-specific; RNA polymerase II cis-regulatory region sequence-specific DNA binding. Gene Ontology annotation, biological process: regulation of transcription by RNA polymerase II. The record is from RefSeq and is a predicted model, not a curated record.